ACUGCCGUAAUUUAACCCCAAAUAAGAAGAAGAAGAAGAAGAAGAAGAAGAAGAAGAUUUGCCUUCACAGCUAUGCUUUAAACUCCGCACAUCAUGUGACGGGGGAGUGGCAGAGAAGCAGGAAACAACACACCGCUGCUGCAAGUCACGAGAAAGAUCUCCAUCAUGGCCUACCAGGCUGGGAUUCUAGAGGAACCCAGAGCUUUGGUUCAAAACAUCAGCUCCAACAUCCAGAAGCUGACACUGCUGACCUCUGAGCUGCAAAGGGCAGUUUCUCUGCUGGGAACAGAGCAGGACAGCAGCCAGCUGCGGCACGCGCUGCAACAGAAACAGCAGCAAGGCAACCAGCUAGCGAAGGAGACUGACAGACUGAUCAAGUCAUUCAGUGCACUUCCUGUUGGCCCCGAUCAGCGGCAGAGAAAGAUACAGAAAGAGCGUCUAUUGAAUGACUUCUCCGCCGCCCUGAACAGCUUCCAAAAGACCCAGCGGCAGGCAGCAGACAAAGAGAGAGAGUUUGUGGCCAGAGUCAGAGCCGGCUCCAGGGUGUCGGGAGGACAGCCUGAAGACACCUUUGGAAAUGUGCCUCCUUUCCCUAGUGAUUCCCAGCUCCAGGCUCAGACUGAGGCCAUCACUGAAGAAGACCUGAGGCUCAUCCAGGAGAGAGAGUCGUCCAUCAGGCAGUUGGAGGCUGACAUCACAGAUAUCAAUGACAUCUUCAAGGACCUGGGAUUGAUGGUCCACGAGCAGGGAGACAUGAUAGACAGUAUAGAAGCCAAUGUGGAGAAUGCAGAUGUGAAUGUCCAGAGCGCCACACAGCAGCUGGCACGUGCUGCAGACUACCAGCGGAGCUCCCGGAGGAAGAUAUGCAUCCUGGUGAUAGUGUUGGCUGUGGUUGCUGUUAUUAUUGGACUCAUCAUCUGGGGUGCUGUCAAACAGUGAGAGCUUCUUCCUCCUCUCCCCUUCCUGUUUUAGUCAUCAGCCUGGACAAAGGAUGAAGCACCUUCCUUCCUCAUCCUCUUCUCACCCCCCUCAUGAGGGAGGUCAUUGAGACUGUCUGUCUGUCUUUCUUUGACUUGAUUAUAUUUUUAAGAUAUUGCAGUACUCAUUGACAGGACUGCACACUCCUUCACUGUGAAAACAAAACUAGCGCUGGUAGCUUUGUUUUUAUAAUCAGCUUUAAUUGAAUUCUUAGUGUCUGAUUGAGGCAUGAUUUACUUUGACAGGAAAGCGUAAAGGUUUUUAGUCCUCACCUGAUUGUCAGAGGGAGGUGUAAACCAGCCCCGAAUGUUAAAAUACAGUACAGACAAUGCUUCUGGGUGCAAAGAAGCAGCAAGUUGCUGUAGGCAGGUAAGAUGGGAUUAACCUUCAGAAAACCUCUUCAAAAUGCCAUAUUGCUGCAGCUACUUUGUUUUAUCAGGUUAUAUAUGAAAAGCCCACAUGCUAAACAUUUCUCAGCAAUUAAACUAUGAAUCAAGUGCACUAUGUAAAUUUGGGAAUAAACAAAAGCCAGCCUUGGUUCAUAUUACAAUAUAGCCAAACUAUAGUCAGCAAAUUGUAAUGCAGUGCCAUGAGAGACAAUACCCUGUUUUUUUUUUUUUUUUUUUUUUAAUCUAUUAUCUCAUGUAUUUUAAAUAAAUCGUUAAUUUCUAUUCAAAUUCACAUUGUUGUAUUCUAUGGAUAAAUCAAGAAGUACUGUGCAUACACACCCUAAAUGUUGGGGUUAGGACAGUAUAUUACACUCCACUAUUAACCAAUCAUUCCAAAUAAUAAGAUUUUGUUGUUGCUGUAAGUAGGCGGUGUGUUUCCUUUGGCUAGACAAUCGUAGAAAAGGUAUGUUUCUUGUAAAGGCCCUGCGCACCACACAGGUGAUUUUAAUCAUUUUGUUGAUUAGUACACGUUAAAGGUGGCCAUAGCUAUGUCAGUCAUGGUCCAGAGGAGAGGUCUAAUCAGUCAAAUUAAGUGAGAACAUCUGUGUGGGUUAACAGUUUGCGUGUGGGGGCUGUACUCAUAGAAAAGUACUGACAGUCUGUUAUCACAAUUUUUUUGUGACUGACAACCCACAAUACCUGUCUUUAUCUCUAUGUUCCUAAUAUGAAGAAACCAAACUUGUAGUAACCCAAAGUAAAGUAAAUUAAAGCAAACACUAAUAAUUAUUUGCUAACUAUUUAACCCAAAUGUAAAAUUAUGAUUGCAUGUAUAUUUUUAAUACUGAUAUUUAGCUGCCUACCAUGUGCUGAAUAAAUUACCUGAAUGUGCUGAA
Messenger RNA from Siniperca chuatsi (mandarin fish), 2260 nucleotides. It is a transcript of the gene stx7l, whose product is annotated as syntaxin 7-like. The coding region runs from base 166 to 939 and encodes 257 amino acids. The record is from RefSeq and is a predicted model, not a curated record. The transcript has 10 exons. Lineage: Eukaryota; Metazoa; Chordata; Actinopteri; Centrarchiformes; Sinipercidae. Gene Ontology annotation, biological process: intracellular protein transport; vesicle fusion; vesicle-mediated transport. Gene Ontology annotation, cellular component: membrane; synaptic vesicle; endomembrane system. Gene Ontology annotation, molecular function: SNAP receptor activity; SNARE binding.